AUGUCUUUGCGCGAAACCAAUUUGGACGGCAUCCUACCACUGGUAGCCAGAGGUAAGGUCAGAGACAUUUACGAAGUUGACUCCAAAACUCUGCUUUUUGUCGCAACAGAUCGUAUUUCCGCAUACGAUGUCAUCAUGGAAAACACCGUGCCCGAAAAAGGUAUCCUUCUCACCAAGUUGUCGGAAUUCUGGUUCUCGUACUUGAAAACCGACAUCCGCAACCAUUUAGUCGAAAUCCCCCAGGGAAAAACCGUUUUUGAUCUUCUUCCUUCGGAGCUUUCGCAACCCAAGUACAAGGCUCAACUCGAGGACAGAUCCAUGCUCAUCCAGAAAUUCAAAUUGAUCCCAUUGGAAGUGAUCGUACGUGGAUUCAUCACUGGUUCCGCUUGGAAAGAGUACAAGCAAUUCGGGACCGUGCAUGGACAACCAGCUCCAGAGGGCCUUCAGGAGUGUCAAGAGUUUCCUACCCCUAUUUUCACACCCUCGACCAAGGCUGAACAAGGAGAGCAUGACGAGAAUAUUUCCGAAGCACAAGCAGCUGCUUUGGUUGGGCCAAAAUUGUGCGACCGGGUCGCCAAGAUUGCCAUCCACCUUUACGCUAAGUGCAAGGAUUACGCGAAAACUAAAGGUAUCAUAAUAGCAGACACCAAGUUCGAGUUUGGUAUUGACGAGUCAACUGAUGAGAUCAUCUUGGUAGAUGAAGUUCUUACCCCAGAUUCCUCCCGUUUCUGGAGCGGCAGAGACUUCCAAGUAGGCAAGCAGCAAGACUCUUACGACAAGCAAUUUUUGAGAAACUGGUUGACCAGUAACAGUCUGAAUGGCGUGGAAGGCGUUAAAAUGCCGGAAGAGAUUGUUGUAAGCUCUAGGGCCAAGUAUGUGGAGGCUUACGAAACUCUAACAGGGAACAAAUUCGAGUGA
This is a messenger RNA of Lachancea meyersii CBS 8951, 918 nucleotides long. The record is from the annotation of a GenBank genome assembly. NCBI's taxonomy places the organism in Eukaryota, Fungi, Ascomycota, Saccharomycetes, Saccharomycetales, Saccharomycetaceae.